AUGAUGCCGAACCACUACGAGGUCCUCAAGAUCCAUAACACUGCGGACAGUGCCGCCAUUAAGAAGGCCUACCGCAGGCUAGCACUUACCCACCACCCCGACAAAACACUCCAUCUCCCCGACGCAGACCGCCAAAAGCGGGAGAAGAUCUUCAAGCUCGCCACGCUUGCAUACGAGGUUCUCAGCGACGUGGUAUGGAGUGCCGGCGCCCUCCCUCCGACCUCCUUCAGCACGCAACCCUGGUUCUAUGCACCCGUCAGCGAGACUGAGACGCGCACCGUCUUCAACUUCAAGAACCACCAGGGCUGGGACUUCUCCAUCGGCCUAACGCGGCGCUUCAAGUUCCUCCAGCGGCCUCUCGUGCCAGUCCUGCAGACUGAUACGCGCGGCCAGAUCAGCAUCACUUUCCUGCUGCAGCGCGACAAUACCGUGAGAAUGGCCGCGUUCAUAGACGUAAAGGAGGUGCAUGUCACCGUGGAUAGAGUCCCGGGACACAAGGAAGUCGCGCUGAGCAGCUUGUUCGUCGAAUCAAGAGUCGAAGACCAAGGCGUCAACGCGAUCGAGCUGCGUAUCAGUCUCGCAACGGGUUCGGAGCGCGAUCUGCAGGCACGGUUUUCGGCGGCGUGGGAUGUGGACUGCGGCUUUCUGGCGGGGUUUUUCCAACGGCUGAGGGUCACGCAUUUGGUGUUUUGGCCGCAUUUUCCGCGCGGUGCGUUUAACGAGGACGGCGAGGUGCCAACGGAUGCGAAGGAUGGGUCGCCCAUGUGCUAUGUCAAGCAGGAGUGUCCCGAUAUUUUGUUUGUGAAGCUGGGCAAGGCGUACUAUUGUCAGGAGCAGACGCAUAGUUCGAAGAAGUUGUGGCGCGUUGCGGCUGUUGGGACGAUGUAG
This is a messenger RNA of Parastagonospora nodorum SN15, 888 nucleotides long. RefSeq lists its product as hypothetical. The record is from RefSeq and is a predicted model, not a curated record. Gene Ontology annotation, cellular component: cytoplasm; nucleus. The transcript is spliced from 2 exons. Gene Ontology annotation, molecular function: protein-folding chaperone binding; protein folding chaperone. NCBI's taxonomy places the organism in Eukaryota, Fungi, Ascomycota, Dothideomycetes, Pleosporales, Phaeosphaeriaceae. The coding region runs from base 1 to 888 and encodes 295 amino acids.